GCCCAACUGCCUUUUCUUCUCCACCUUCCUCCCAUCCCACAGAUCGAUCACAGCCUCACACCUCGCUUCAUCGCUGCUAGCUGCUUCCUGCUUCCAUCUUGCUGCAGCACCCAUCCAUCCAUUACACGCUGCUGCUGCUGCUGCUGCUGAGGCGCUCGACCACCAUCCAUAUCCAUAAUCCAUGGCGGUGAAGGACUGCGGCGGGCACAAGGGCGGCUGCGAGUGCCACCGCCGCCGGCUCUACCGCAAGUGCUGCGGCGCGCUGCUCGCCCUCGUCCUCCUCGCCCUCUUCAUCAUCCUCAUCGUCUACCUGGUGCUCCGCCCCCACAAGCCCACCUUCUACCUGCAGGACCUGGCGGUGCUCUGCCUCAACGUCACCCCGCCCACCUCCGCCUACCUCUUCACCACCAUGCAGGCCACGGUGGCGGCGCGCAACACCAACGACCGCGUCGGCGUCUACUACGACGAGACGGACAUGUACGCGCAGUACAAGGGCGUGGCCAUCACCGUGCCCACCCGCCUCCCCGUCGCCUACCAGGGCCACCGGGACCAGUCGGUGUGGUCGCCCUACCUCCGAUCCAUGGACAGCGUCGUGCUCCCGCCGCAGCUCGCCAUCGCGCUCGCGCAGGACGAGACGGCCGGGUACGUGCUGGUGGACGUGCGCGUCGACGGCUGGGUGCGGUGGAAGGUGGGCACGUGGAUCUCCGGCCACUACCACCUCCGGGUCAACUGCCCGGCCCUCAUCAGGGUGAACGAGGGAAAGGGCAGCUACGGCGCCACAACCGGCGGCGGCCCCGACUACUUCCGCUUCCAGCAGGCCGCCGCCUGCGCCGUCGACAUCUGAUCGAUCCGGUUCGGCUCGAGCUCCAUCGAUCAACCAUGUGCAUGCAUGUCCACUUGUCCAGACAAGAAAUUCAUUGCUUUUGGUUUUGGAUAGCUUCCUGAAUCUCAUCCGUCUUCUCUUUUUUUCUUUUGCCCGACGUAGUUUCUUCCUCUUCCUUUUGGGGCUCGAUUGCCGUUCUUUUCGGCAGAAUCGAUCUCGACUGGUUAAAGAAAAGAAAGCAUGAAUCGAUGAAAAUUGGCUGAA
Messenger RNA from Hordeum vulgare subsp. vulgare (domesticated barley), 1087 nucleotides. Its product is annotated as NDR1/HIN1-like protein 12. Bases 182 to 844 code for a protein of 220 amino acids. NCBI's taxonomy places the organism in Eukaryota, Viridiplantae, Streptophyta, Magnoliopsida, Poales, Poaceae. Gene Ontology annotation, biological process: defense response to other organism. The transcript has a single exon. The record is from RefSeq and is a predicted model, not a curated record.